AUGGUUUCAGAUGAGAUAUUGCUCACCUUUUUUAGGCAAUGCAGAAAGGCGCUAGUAGAGGUGGACUGCAAAGAAGCUCUUCGCAAUGAGACCUGGACAACUGCUGAAUGUAGACGGUUUAUCUUGGACAAACAACGCCAUGUCUUGAGUUCAACGCUGAGCACCUACAACCAAAAAUCUACUGACAACUCGAGAGUGUCCACAGAAGAAGUUCAAGAACGAUUAACCAACAUUAAGAAAGAAGCUCUCUCUCGACAAUUGGAAGCUGCAAUGACUGAGAAUGAUGCAUCAGCGCGACAGGCCCUUUGCAAGCUCAUCUUGUACUCGGAGACCCAUCGAGAAACGCCUAACCAAGACCUUCAGAAUGAUGGAAGACUCAAUCGUUCCAAGCUUUUGGAAUACCUGGGACUAUGUCAAUCUGCAAUUACUCUGGAAUGUGUCGAACAAAACCUAAGAGAUAAUACCCCACUGUUCGAUGACUUGCAGGCACCAAAAGAUGAGCCUACCGCCAUGGCAUACCCACAAAAGCGAUUGGAAAAGGUGCAACAAAUCUUGGCAAAAGCGGUCGGCCUGGAGCCGCGUUUUGUUACGAGCGAGUUGACUCGAAUCUUUGUGGAUCCGGCAACGGCUGCCACUUGUGAAUAUUCGGACGACCAGGAAUGUCGCGACGUCUUUCGACGACUCAUUGUGCAAAUGCAAACAACAGUGGCCAAUGCAUCCUUGCACAGUGACCCCACCACUCUGUCCGAUCGAGAUAAAGGAGGUGUGACCCGAGUAGUGGCGGUCCAAUAUUCUGAAGUUGGGGAUGGUUCCAGUUCGGAUGCGCCGAAGAAGAAUACCAUGGAACUGCCGCAAGAAGAACAAAUACGACAGAUUCGAGUUGUGAGUGAAGCCAAAAAGUUGCAAGAAGAGCUACUGAAAGAACUAGAAGACCUGUCCCCAGAGGAUCGAAAACAAAAGCUAAAGUAUGCCAGGCAGGUCAGCGACGUCUUUUUGCAAAGCGUCAUAAAGCUGCCUCCUGGCCCAGAGAGAAUUCGGUUCCUGCAAACAGUAGAUCCAGAGAAGUCAAAGUUGUUGACCAUGUACAAACUAUGGGUAUCUAUGCACGGGGAAGACGAUCUGUAG
This is a messenger RNA of Cylindrotheca closterium, 1125 nucleotides long. The record is from the annotation of a GenBank genome assembly. NCBI's taxonomy places the organism in Eukaryota, Bacillariophyta, Bacillariophyceae, Bacillariales, Bacillariaceae.